CCCAGGCUUGGCCGAGCGGAGCGGCGGCGGCUGCAGCUGGCGGCGGGGCCGGCGGCCCGCGAGACCCGGAUGUGACCGCUGCCAGCCGGGCCGGCGAGUGGAGCCGGGGAGGGGGAGAGCGGCGGCGGCCCUCCUCCCGGUGGGCCGCGAGGGAAACCUGAGGGGAGGGGAGGCUAUGCAGCCGCCUCAGCCGCCCCCCUACGAGUUCCUCAGCGACGAGAACGGGCAGAAAUGGCGGGGGCUUCUCGUGCCAGCCCUGCUCAAGGUUCAGCAGCAAGUCCACCCCAACCUGUCGGCCAAGGAAGAUUCCCUCUACUACAUCGAGGAGCUGAUCCUGCAGCUGCUGAACAAGCUAUGCAUCGCGCAGCCACGGACUUUUCAAGAUGUGGAGGAACGAGUUCAAAAGACCUUUCCUCACCCAAUUGACAAGUGGGCCAUUGCUGACGCGCAGUCCGCUAUCGAGAAGCGGAAACGAAGAAGCCCUCUCCUGCUGCCUGUGGACAAAAUACAUCCGUUGUUAAAGGAAGUUCUUGGUUACAAAAUAGAUUAUCAGGUAUCCCUUUACAUUGUGGCUGUCUUGGAAUAUAUCUCAGCGGACAUCUUAAAAUUGGCUGGCAACUAUGUCUCCAACAUACGUCACUUUGAGAUCUCCCAACAAGACAUUAAAGUAUCCAUGUGCGCCGACAAGGUGCUGAUGGAUAUGUUUGAUCAGGAUGACAUUGGCUUGGUUUCUCUCUGUGAAGACGAGCCCUCUUCUUCUGGUGAACUGAACUACUAUGAGAUCGUCAGGACAGAAAUUGCGGACGAAAGGCAGUACCUGCGGGAGCUGAAUCUUAUCAUAAAAGUAUUUCGAGCUGCUUUCCUAUCUAACAGGAAGUUGUUCACGUCUUGUGAUGUGGACAUGAUAUUUAGCAACAUCACAGACAUCCACGAGUUGACGGUGAAGCUGUUGGGGCUGAUCGAGGACACCGUGGAGAUGACUGACGAAAGCAGCCCCCACCCUCUUGCUGGCAGCUGUUUUGAGGAUCUGGCGGAGGAACAAGCCUUUGACCCUUAUGAGACCUUGUCCCAAGACAUCCUUUCAUCCCAGUAUCAUGAACACUUCAAUAAUUUGAUGGCGAAACCCGCAGUGGCUUUACACUUCCAGUCAAUCGCUGACGGCUUUAAAGAAGCAGUCCAGUAUGUCCUCCCACGGCUGAUGCUCAUUCCUGUUUAUCAUUGCUUCCACUACUUUGAAUUAUUACAGCAAUUGCAAGAAUGUAGUGAAGACGAAGAGGACUGCGAAUGCUUGAAACAAGCCAUUACAGCUCUGCUCAAUCUCCGGUGUAGCAUGGAGCGGAUUUACAGCAAACACUCGCCGAGGCGCAGGCCUGGAGAUCAGGUCUCUUGGUUUUACAACCGCCAAGUAAGAAGCAAGCACCUGGCUAUUAAAAAAAUGAAUGAGAUCCAGAAGAGCAUCGACGGCUGGGAAGGCAAAGAUAUCGGCCAGUGCUGCAAUGAGUUCAUCAUGGAAGGGACCCUGGUGAAAGUCGGAGCCAAACACGAGCGGCACAUCUUUCUUUUUGACGGCCUGCUGAUCAGCUGCAAAGCGAACCACGGCCAGUCCCGCCUCCCAGGCUACAGCAGCACCGAGUACCGGCUCAAAGAGAAGAUCGUCAUGAGGAAGGUCCACGUGGUCGACAGGGACGACGCGUGCGAGUGCCGGCACGCCUUUGAGCUGGUCUCCAAGGAUGAGAACUGCACUGCGUUUGCCGCCAAGUCCGCCGAGGAGAAGAACAACUGGAUGGCCGCGCUGAUCUCCCUCCAGUAUCGCAGCACCCUGGAUCGGAUGCUGGACGCGGUCCUCUUGCAGGAGGAGAAUGAGCAGCCCUUGCGGCUGCCCAGCCCAAGCGUCUAUCGCUUUGCAGUGGAGGACUCGGAGGAGAACAUCGUCUUUGAAGACAACCUUCAGAGCAGGAACGGCAUCCCCUUGAUCAAAGGCGGCACAGUGGUGAAGCUGAUUGAGAGGCUGACGUACCACAUGUAUGCAGAUCCUAAUUUUGUACGCACUUUUCUUACAACAUACCGCUCUUUCUGUAAACCACAAGAACUCCUGGAGCUGUUGAUAGAACGCUUUGAAAUCCCAGAGCCUGAGCCCACGGAAGCAGAUAAAUUGGCGAUAGAGAAAGGAGAGCAGCCUAUCAGCGCAGACCUGAAAAGGUUUCGCAAGGAAUACGUCCAGCCAGUGCAACUCAGGGUGUUAAAUGUGUUUCGACACUGGGUGGAGCACCAUUUUUAUGAUUUUGAGAGAGAUCAGGAGCUGCUCGACAGACUGGAAGUGUUCAUUUCAGGUGUCAGAGGCAAAUCCAUGAAAAAGUGGGUGGAGUCCAUCGCGAAGAUCAUCCGAAGGAAGAAACAAGCUCACGCAAACGGCGUCAACCACAACAUAACGUUUGAGAACCCCCCACCACCCAUUGAGUGGCACAUCAGUCACCAGUGUGAGACGUUUGAUCUCAUGACGCUGCACCCCAUCGAGAUCGCCCGGCAGCUGACUCUCCUGGAAUCUGACCUGUACAGAGCUGUUCAGCCAUCAGAACUUGUUGGGAGCGUGUGGACGAAAGAAGAUAAGGAAAUUAAUUCCCCUAAUCUACUGAAAAUGAUCCGGCACACGACCAACCUGACUCAUUGGUUUGAAAAGUGUAUAGUGGACACAGAGAACUUUGAAGAGCGCGUGGCCGUGUUGAGCCGGAUUAUAGAGAUUUUGCAAGUUUUCCAAGACUUGAAUAACUUCAAUGGUGUGCUGGAGAUAGUCAGUGCAAUCAAUUCUUCUUCUGUGUAUCGGUUGGAGCACACCCUUGAGGCAUUACAGGAGAGAAAAAAGAAAAUUUUGGAUGAAGCUGUUGAGUUGAGUAAAGAUCACUUUAAAAAAUACCUGGCUAAGCUGAAGGCAAUCAACCCGCCCUGUGUGCCUUUCUUUGGAAUAUACUUAACUAAUAUUCUACAUACCGAAGAAGGGAAUCCUGACUUCCUUAAAAGACAAGGGAAAGGAUUAAUCAACUUCAGUAAGAGGAGAAAAGUGGCGGAGAUCACGGGAGAAAUCCAGCAGUAUCAAAAUCAGCCUUACUGUUUACGGGUCGAACCAGAAAUACAGAGGUUCUUUGAAAAUCUCAACCCUAUGGGAAAUGUUCCUGAGAAAGAGUUUGUGGACCACCUGUUCAACAAAUCCCACGAGAUUGAGCCUCGUAACUGCAAGCAGCCCCCGAGAUAUCCUAGGAAAACCACCUAUUCUCUGAAAUCUCCUGGAAUACGGCCCAACACAGGCAGGCACAGCUCCACGUCUGGCACACAGCGGGGCCACCCAACGCCUCUGGAAAAGGAGCCGUAUAAGAUCAGUUUCAGCAGAAUCACCGAAGCGGAACAGGAGUCGGCGGCCUCGGCUCCAACCUCCCCAAACAUCCCCUCCCCCCCGCCGGCGUCUGCCUCCUCGGAGCUCAGCGUGUUCCUGGAUAUCGAUCUCAACAGCUCUUAUGGCAGCAACAACAGCAUCUUUGCACCUGUUCUUUUGCCACAAUCAAAGUCCUUUUUCAGUUCGUGUGGCAGCUUGCACAAGCUAAGCGAGGAGCCCCUGGUUCCUCCUCCACUUCCUCCUCGCAAGAAGGUUGAUCCGGAUUCUUCUGCUUCGAAGGGCGGUUCCAAAUCCGACGACGAUCCUCCUGCCAUUCCACCCCGGCAGCCCCCUCCUCCAAAGAUCCAGCCACGAGUCCCAGCGUACGCCGGUCUGCUAGAACAGCCGCUACAGAGCCCUCCCCCACCCCCUCCAAGAGACCCUCUUCCUGACACCCCCCCUCCGGUACCUCUUCGUCCACCCGAGCACUUUGUGAACCUCACGUUCCACCUCCAGCCGCCGCCCGUGGGACGCUUCCACAGGGAUCCCGACCGGCUCCGGGAAGCCAGCACGGGCCCGAGCUCCCCCAGCACUCCUCCGAGCACACCGUCACCUCGCAUACCGCGUCGCUCGUGCGCCCCCAGCCCGAGCCCCAACAGCCUGGCGGCUCCUCCGGUCCCCCCGCGCCAGAAUUCCAGCCCUCAGCUACCGAAACUGCCACCAAAGACUUACAAGAGGAAACUCUCCCACCCUCCCUUGCACAGACACUCUUCGCUGGAGAAUGCCGAAACGCCUCAAUGUAGUCAUUGACACUGGAAUCUUAGCUGUAAAGUUCUGAUUGUCGUCUUAAUUUAUUCCGACGAGGCCACCUAUAUUUUACUACUACGAACCAGCACUGCCAAGAUCAAACGUGCUGCUAACGGAGGCUGAUGCUCGGGGAUCGGAGCAGCCGCCACCAGCCCGCCUCUUCUCCUCCUCCACCAAUCAGCCCGGCCGCGUUAUCCUCAGGGGAUCAGCAACGCCGCCUUCUCCUCAUCCGUUCAGUGCCGACCGUUUCGCCAGUCCGAAGAGCCUGGAGUUUGCACUGUAACCACAACACUAACGUGAAUUUUUUUUUUGAAACUGACAUCCGUUUAUUGCACUGAGCCAGACAGUUCGCUGGGUGGGGAUUCCCCUCCCCGCCCACAUCGGAGCACAAGCGGCCUUUUCUACACGUGCGUUUUUUCCCCCCCCCCCCCCCAAGGUCACCAUUCACAGGACUCCGGCGAGCGAGUGUCGCUGAAAGGAAUGGAACCCCUGCUGCGCUCUCGAUUCGCUCGAUUCGUUUCCAUGGAGCUUGUCCGGAAGCGGUUCCGACAGAUCGUGCCUAGAAGGGGUGGGGUUUCCACCCGGGCGUGAAGACCGCAGAUGAGGCUACUGAUUUUUCCCCAAGACCUCGUCGCCCUCCUUGCCUUUCAGAAAAAUUGUCGCGCGGUUUUAAGAGGCUCGUGAAUGGCAUUCUUGCUGUCCUCGGACGGCGGUCGAUAACCAUUGUCUUAAUUUCCAUUGAUUUCUUUUUUGCUGCUGAAGAUAAUGAGAAUGGGAAAGCGAUAGUUAACCUUCGGAGUGCAUCGUGGAACACUGGGCUGGGCGGGCGGAGCGGGAGCGAGCCUCGCCCAACCCAGUCAUCGAACGAGUAUUUAGCAUGCGUUACGUUCAGUUGUGCCUUGUUUUCAUUGGGGCAGCCAGAGGUGUCUUAAGCUAAAACGUUGCCUGCAGUUUUUGGUGAACAAAGCUAGUGCGUCAUAUUAUGUACAGUUGUUUAUAGUGUAUAUUUACAGAUUAAUAACCUGUAUACAUUUCUGCGACUGGAGGCUUAUCUGCAGUCUAACUCCUGCUCCCCGUUCACGGUUGUGUUUCCUUAUACACAGGAGAGCAUUUUUUGCCUUCUAGGACACAACUGAAUGGACUUUUCUUUAAAAAAUCUCAUUUCAGUUUCAUUACAGGGGUCCCGUUUUGGAAACUGGCCACGAUGUCAACCAGCAAGCCCCCAACAGCUUUAUUUUGGUUUUUUUUUUUCAGAAAAUGUAAACCGCGGGGGAGACAUUCUCUCGCCCAUAGAGCAAUGCCACUUUCUUUAGUUGAAGCUGGCACAGAGAACACGUGCCUCGUCUGAGUACUGUAGAAUCCAAAAGCCUUUUUUCCCCCUGAACUGCUCUGUGGCCUUUUACUGUGCUUUGUAUCAGAGUUCUUAACCAGAUUAAUAAAUCAACCCGGUCUUAAUUUUUAAAAA
Sphaerodactylus townsendi is the source of this 5636-nucleotide messenger RNA. It is a transcript of the gene SOS2, whose product is annotated as SOS Ras/Rho guanine nucleotide exchange factor 2. Gene Ontology annotation, molecular function: protein heterodimerization activity; guanyl-nucleotide exchange factor activity. NCBI's taxonomy places the organism in Eukaryota, Metazoa, Chordata, Lepidosauria, Squamata, Sphaerodactylidae. The record is from RefSeq and is a predicted model, not a curated record. Gene Ontology annotation, cellular component: plasma membrane. Gene Ontology annotation, biological process: Ras protein signal transduction; positive regulation of GTPase activity. The transcript is spliced from 23 exons. The coding region runs from base 176 to 4174 and encodes 1332 amino acids.